AUGUUUUUAUUUAUUUUUGUUUUAAUUCAACUUUCAACCAGUCUUAGCCACGAUGAAUUGAAUAAAUUUGCAAUUUUAAUGCGUCGUUGGCGUUCUCGUGAAAUGCCAAUUGUCGAAUUUGCUCAAAAAUUGUUGGAAUUGUAUGGACCUGAAAGAAGGCAUUUAUUGGCUAAAAUGCGCACAUUACUUCGUGGUGAUCCAACAGAAAUUGAAGCACUCGGGAAUUUUUUGCGGGCUAAUGGGGUUGUAGAAAGUGCUUCAGCAGCAGUUUCUCCAACAACAAAAAUCAACAGUACAACAAAAAUUAUUUUUUGUGAAGAAAAAAAUAUUCUUAAAAGGUGA
Molecule: messenger RNA, 342 nt
Organism: Meloidogyne enterolobii
Lineage: Eukaryota; Metazoa; Nematoda; Chromadorea; Rhabditida; Meloidogynidae
Source: the annotation of a GenBank genome assembly